UUAUGUCAGCUCUCUUAUAUAUAUUUCCCCAUCCGUUCGAAUUAAAAUAAUUACAUCGAAUUCUAUCAUCUUUGGCUUUUCCACCGAUCCUCCUUGUUCCCUUCCUCUUACAUAUUCUGUUCCUUACUCUAAUUGCAACUACAAUUCAAUCAUAUCCAUAGCUGCAAGCAGAAGUAAUGGAGUUCCCGGAUAUUCCGACAGGGAAAUCACCGAGACGAGAACUGCAAGGCCCUCGUCCCGCUCCCCUAAGGAUACACAAAGAUUCCCACAAGAUCAAGAAACCACCGCUGGCGCCGCAACCCCCGCAACCGCAACCUCCUCCGCGCCAGCCUGUCAUCAUCUACACUGUCUCUCCCAAGGUGAUCCACACCACGCCGGGCGAUUUCAUGAGCCUCGUUCAACGCCUCACUGGCUCCUCUUCUUCUUCGGCUUCUUCCUCCAACAUGGCGCCCAACGAUCCUUUCAACCGUAAUAAUGGCGAUAUGGUAUCACCGGCAGCGCGAUUCGCCGCCAUGGAGAAAGCUAGGUCUCCCCAACCGAAGAAAGUACUGGCACAGCAUCAGAGUGUGGAAGCUGGCGGCCACGGCGAAGGGAUCGCGGAGGUGGGCGAUGCGAUUGAGCGGCCCAAUAGUACGUUUCCUGGGAUUUUGUCGCCCGGACCUGCUGCACUGUCUCCGAUUCCCGCUAGCUUCUUCUCGCCGCCUUCGACGGCGGAUCCAGCCGUGGGCAGCUUCCUUCAUGAUUUGAGCCCAGCCCUCCAUCGGAGUUUUAUGGAGGGUAGUUUCGUGCCUAGCCCUUCAUACUUCGUUUCACCACAUACUCCUUCCAUCGACUUAUUCAACAAUUUCUUUGAUUCAUAGAUUUCAUCGUCAGGUUUAGAAAGUAUUGUUUCAUGAUUAAAGAAGGACCAAUUAAAAUAAAGAAAGUUGUUAUUCUUUAGGUGGGUAGCUUGUUGGAAAUUCCUUAUUGUAUUUAUUCUUUCAAUUUUAUCAACUUUGCUUCCAUUUAAUUGGCGGGCCAUCUGUUUACGCUAAAUAUCUCAUUGUAUCCAUUUUACUAGUGUUGACCAUCCGAUGCAUUUAC
Messenger RNA from Neltuma alba, 1083 nucleotides. Its product is annotated as protein MKS1-like. The record is from RefSeq and is a predicted model, not a curated record. Bases 177 to 860 code for a protein of 227 amino acids. Gene Ontology annotation, cellular component: nucleus. The transcript has a single exon. Lineage: Eukaryota; Viridiplantae; Streptophyta; Magnoliopsida; Fabales; Fabaceae.